CCUGCCUCCCGGCGGGGUCCCGCGGAGUUGGCAGAGGCUGCUCAGGGGACUAGGGGACCGAUCUGCGUAGAAGCGGGUGGCGGGGAAGAGAGGGGAGGAGAGCUCUGAGUGGCAAGCGGAGCCGGGGGCCUGAGACCCGUCGCGUCAGAGCCAGGCAAGUGAACCGGAGCAAACGACUUCCGAUCCAGUCUGCGCUGCCGCGGCUCCCGUUUGGGAUUUGAUUUGCAGCAUCUUCGAGCCUGUGCAACAAAAAACCGCGAAGCACGCCCAGCCCUCCCUCGGCACCCCGAUACGCACCCACUCCCUCCCAGGGACCCAGCUGGGCGCGUCCACACCCCCGCACCCCCACACCAUGUUGUGUGGAAGGACUUCCACUCCCCGCCUGUGUCGUUGAUGUCAGACCCCAGGCCAGCCUCCCGGCGCUGCAGUUCUCCCGGCUAAUGCUGAGGCUGCGGCUCGGGCUCUAGCACAGGAACCGACCGCUGCCGCGCCCGGCCCCCGCGCCCACCGUCUGCAUGUGCCCGCCGUAGCCGCCUGCCCAGCCGGCAGCCCGCGCUCCCUGGAGCGCUGGAGACCACCGCGGGGGGCCCCUUCUGGCCUCAGGAGACGCGAUCUUGGAGGUAUUGAUUUCGGUGGUUGAAUUUUUUUCGUGGAUCUAUCAAUUCACAAUUCGAAUUUGGAAGAAAGAAGGAAAACAUGACGUCUCCAGCCAAAUUCAAAAAGGAUAAGGAGAUAAUAGCAGAGUACGAUACUCAGGUCAAAGAGAUCCGCGCUCAGCUCACGGAGCAGAUGAAAUGCCUGGACCAGCAGUGUGAGCUCCGCGUGCAGCUGUUGCAGGACCUCCAGGACUUCUUCCGGAAGAAGGCUGAGAUUGAGAUGGACUAUUCCCGCAACCUGGAAAAGCUGGCAGAGCGCUUCCUGGCCAAGACACGUAGCACCAAGGACCAGCAAUUCAAGAAGGAUCAGAAUGUUCUCUCUCCAGUCAACUGCUGGAAUCUCCUCUUAAACCAGGUGAAGCGGGAGAGCAGGGACCAUACCACCCUGAGUGACAUCUACCUGAAUAACAUCAUUCCUCGAUUUGUCCAAGUCAGCGAGGACUCAGGAAGACUCUUUAAAAAGAGUAAAGAAGUUGGCCAGCAGCUCCAAGAUGAUUUGAUGAAGGUCCUGAAUGAGCUCUACUCGGUCAUGAAGACAUAUCACAUGUACAAUGCCGACAGCAUCAGUGCUCAGAGCAAGCUAAAGGAGGCGGAGAAGCAGGAGGAGAAGCAAAUUGGAAAAUCCGUGAAGCAGGAGGACCGGCAGACCCCACGCUCCCCUGACUCCACUUCCAACGUCCGCAUUGAGGAGAAGCAUGUCCGGAGGAGCUCAGUGAAGAAGAUUGAGAAGAUGAAGGAAAAGCGCCAAGCCAAGUACACGGAGAAUAAGCUGAAGGCCAUUAAAGCCCGGAAUGAGUACUUACUGGCUUUGGAGGCAACCAAUGCGUCUGUCUUCAAGUACUACAUCCAUGACCUGUCCGACCUUAUUGAUCAGUGUUGUGAUUUAGGCUACCAUGCCAGCCUGAACCGGGCACUUCGCACCUUCCUCUCGGCUGAGUUGAAUCUGGAGCAGUCAAAGCAUGAGGGUCUGGAUGCCAUUGAGAAUGCCGUAGAAAACCUGGACGCCACGAGUGACAAGCAGCGCCUCAUGGAGAUGUACAACAAUGUCUUCUGUCCGCCUAUGAAGUUUGAGUUCCAGCCCCACAUGGGGGACAUGGCUUCCCAGCUCUGCGCCCAGCAGCCCGUCCAGAGUGAGCUGGUACAGAGAUGCCAGCAACUGCAGUCUCGCUUAUCCACUCUGAAGAUAGAGAAUGAAGAGGUAAAGAAGACAAUGGAGGCCACUCUGCAGACCAUCCAGGACAUUGUGACCGUCGAGGAUUUUGACGUGUCUGACUGCUUCCAGUACAGCAACUCUAUGGAGUCCGUCAAGUCCACCGUCUCAGAAACCUUCAUGAGCAAACCCAGCAUCGCCAAGAGGAGAGCCAACCAGCAAGAGACAGAGCAGUUCUAUUUCACGAAAAUGAAGGAGUACCUGGAGGGCAGGAACCUCAUCACCAAGCUACAAGCCAAGCACGACCUUCUUCAGAAAACCCUGGGAGAGAGUCAGCGGACAGACUGCAGUCUGGCCAGGCGUAGCUCAACUGUGAGGAAACAGGAUUCCAGCCAGGCAAUUCCUCUGGUGGUAGAAAGCUGUAUCCGGUUUAUCAGCAGACACGGACUACAGCAUGAAGGAAUUUUCCGAGUGUCAGGAUCCCAGGUGGAAGUGAAUGACAUCAAAAACGCUUUUGAGAGAGGAGAGGACCCCCUGGCUGGGGACCAGAAUGACCAUGACAUGGACUCUAUAGCUGGCGUCCUGAAGCUUUACUUCCGGGGGCUGGAACACCCUCUCUUCCCCAAGGACAUCUUCCAUGACCUAAUGGCCUGCGUUACAAUGGACAACCUGCAGGAGAGAGCUCAGCACAUCCGGAAAGUCCUCCUGGUCCUGCCCAAAACCACUCUGAUUAUCAUGAGAUACCUCUUUGCCUUCCUCAAUCAUUUGUCACAGUUCAGUGAAGAGAACAUGAUGGACCCCUACAACCUCGCCAUCUGCUUCGGGCCCUCGCUGAUGUCAGUGCCCGAGGGCCACGACCAGGUGUCCUGCCAAGCCCACGUGAACGAGCUGAUCAAAACCAUCAUCAUCCAGCAUGAGAACGUCUUCCCAAACCCCAGGGAGCUGGAGGGCCCCACCUACAGCAGAGGAGGAAGCACGGAGGAUUACUGUGACAGCCCUCACGGGGAGACUACCUCGGCUGAAGACGCAGCCCAGGACGUGGCCGCAGAGCAUCACACGAGCGAUGAUGAGUGUGAGCCCAUCGAGGCCAUUGCCAAGUUUGACUACGUGGGCCGGACAGCUCGAGAGCUGUCCUUCAAAAAGGGGGCAUCCCUGCUGCUUUACCAGCGGGCUUCCGACGACUGGUGGGAAGGCCGGCACAACGGCAUCGACGGACUCAUCCCCCAUCAGUACAUCGUGGUCCAGGACACCGAGGACGGUGUCGUGGAGAGGUCCAGCCCCAAGUCUGAGAUUGAGGUCAUUUCUGAGCCACCUGAAGAAAAGGUGACAGCCAGAGCGGGGGCCAGCUGUCCCAGUGGGGGUCAUGUAGCUGAUAUUUAUCUUGCAAACAUCAACAAGCAAAGGAAGCGGCCGGAAUCUGGGAGCAUCCGGAAAACGUUUCGGAGCGACAGCCAUGGGCUGAGCAGUUCCCUGACUGAUUCCGUCCCCGGGGUGGGGGCUGGCUGCCGCCCAUCUUCCCAGCCCAUCAUGAGCCAGAGCCUCCCCAAGGAAGGGCCAGAUAAGUGUUCUAUCAGUGGGCACGGAAGCCUCAACUCCAUCAGCCGCCACUCCUCCCUGAAGAACCGGCUAGACAGUCCCCAGAUCCGGAAGACGGUGACAGCAGGGAGGUCAAAAAGCUUCAAUAACCACCGGCCCAUGGACCCCGAGGUCAUUGCACAGGACAUCGAGGCGACUAUGAACUCCGCCCUGAACGAGCUGCGGGAGCUCGAGCGGCAGAGCAGCGUCAAACACACCCCGGACGUGGUCCUGGACACCUUGGAGCCCCUCAAGACGUCCCCCGUGGUGGCCCCCACGUCGGAGCCCUCCAGCCCCCUGCACACCCAGCUCCUCAAGGACCCCGAGCCCGCCUUCCAGCGCAGUGCCAGCACUGCUGGGGACAUCGCCUGCGCCUUCCGGCCUGUUAAGUCCGUCAAGGUGGCGGCCCCGGUCAAGCCACCAGCCACGCGGCCCAAGCCCACUGUCUUCCCCAAAACCAAUGCCACUAGCCCCGGCGUCAACUCCUCAGCCUCCCCACAGUCCACUGACAAGUCUUGUACUGUCUGAGGGAUGUAAUUUAAUUGUUCUUGACAAGGGGACUGGAGGGACUGACUGUUAUUAAAAUCUUCCUAUUUAACUAGCUUGGGGACUUCGGUUGAAAAUUAGAUUCUAAGUUGUUCUUGCAGGAAUUAGCCUUCCCAUCACCCAAAACCUUGAGAAUGAAGCCCUCGUUAUCGCCCUGCCCUUCCCCUCCCUUCCCCCAGCCCCCUGCCCCCCACCCCCUCAUUGUCGUAAUCCAGCCAGCUACAGUACAUACUGUUCUUAGGCUAGCCGGAGAUAGGUUUUUCCAUUAUCAGGUCACUGUGAAAUCUGGCAAGGCAAGUCAUGGGGCCGUGGCUGAAGCCUCAGUCCCGCAGACACAGGGGAUGCCUGCCCAGAUGGUUGGCUGCCGACAGCCAGCUCUCAGUGGCAUCUUGUUUUGGGUACUGAUUACAGAGAAUCAUACACAGUCCAUUCUCCAUUUUAUACACACACACACAUACAUACAUACACACGUAAGUUUUUCUAGUCUCUGGCAUGUGUAGCCUCUCCUGGUCCUAGAUAGACCAGUCUCUUUGUAAGUUAUUGUGGCAGUUCACACAGGAGCCACCAGAGGUCUCUGUUUCCGUUACAAAUCUUGUUCUGUCUGGGCGGAGAGCCUAGCCUUGGACAUCUCUCCACCACGUGACAUUUAACAGGACGGGACUCAAUCCUGUAAUGUGUUGGGGGUUGGGGGCUUUGUCUUCUUUCUAUUGGUGUGAAUUGGUCAUUGGUGUUUGCUUUUGCCCUCCUCCAUCCUCUAGAACUACACCCCGAUCUUACGGAACUUUGAAAGUUUUUCUGAAUGUAUAGACGUUUCUCGGGUUCCUAUCUUUGUCUCUGAUGGACCAUUUUCCAUUUAAGACAUUUUCCUGUAUAAGACAGUUUUAUAGUCGGUUCCUUUUAGAGUAAAGAGUCUUAAGAGAGUUUUAUUGUGUUUAUGGCAGGUUUGGAAAAGGUAAGAAAUGGGUGCUCUUCCUCCCACUUUUUUGGGUACUUAAGGCAAAAUUCAUUAUCCUAUCGAAAAUUAAAUUCAUCUUUGCUAACCCUAAAAUUCUUCCCAAAUGGAAAUUGAUUCCAGGUUUGUCCCGCAGUUGGGUUAAUCUACAAGGUCUCUCUUCCGGGACCAACGGGGGCUUAGGGAGCCCUAGUUAGAUAAAGGGAGACGCUGCCCCUUAAAACUGGUUUUCAUUUAUCCAGACAAGGACAACUAAUAGAACUUUGGCCCCAGGUGCUCUAAAGUCUUUCUAAGGCCUGAACCUAAGAAAAUAAAAAAUUGGAUACUGAAUAUUUUGGCCUUCCUUUGGCCUUUUUUUCUGGUUCACCUCCACAAAGCAAAAAUGAUACCCUAGUCUGCUUUAAUAAUUCACUCUCAAUCUGGUGUCCGUGGCCCCAGCUCCCCUGGCACCAUGCUGUCCCAGGAGUACCCCGCUGGGUACAGUCACACCCCAGGCUCACGGGUCUCAGACAACUACUUGAGUUAAAACUGAAACCUAUUCCUCUUCCCUGUUUUCUGGUUUUAAAGCUAUGCUUUUGGCCUUAUUUUCCACAGUUCAGGAGAGAGAGUUGGUUGCCAUUCCGAUAGGAAAAUCUGUGUUUUCUUAUCUUUGGCCGAGAAGAUCCUUUUUGGUCCAACAUUCUGAAGUCGGUAGUUGGCUCUGGGGAACGGUAGGAUUUCCCUCACUCUGUGUGAGGGAAAUGGGGGGCUUUAUGGGUCAUCACCAACCAGAAGGGCAGCCCGCAACACCAGGAAAACCAUCCCAAGAGCUGGAAGGGAGAGAGGAAGAGCUUCAGUGAGUGAGGCCACCUGUGAGGGGCGACCCGCAGUCUUCUGAAUUCUUGGCUUUUGUUGCUCUGUUUAGUGGCCUGUCCUUGUGUGUCCCCUGGACUUCCACAGGUCCCGAGCCAGCGGGGGCUUUCAUCCCCAAGGAUCUGUUUCCUCGCUGAAAAUGAAGCCCCACCCUUCACUUUACAUUCCUUUUGAUCCGACUGGUCCAGAUUGGUGUCCAUACCUGCCCUUCUCCCUUCCCUCCAGCACAUCCUUCUCUAGGAAGGUAAAGGCAGACCUUCCUUAACGACAGCACCUGGGGCCUGUUGUGCUGCUUCUGCCUCAUUUCUCUUCCAGCCCUGUACCUGACUUGCGUUCACCGUCCCCUCGGGCAGUGUCCGUCUGCUGAUUGGCAUCAUGAACUGGACAGUGUGUGAGUGGUCACCUGCUCCCCCGCCCCGCGCUGGGAGCUGAGCUGUCUUCCCCUCUCUGGUGCUCCUGACACCUGUGAGACGGUCCUGUCGAGAGGACGAGGAACCCUCGGAGGAGAGUUCUUCUCGGCAGAGCUCAUUGCAAUCAACUGGAAUCGAGGUUGCACACUGUGAUUUUUACACCGAGAAGCCAAACAGAGCUGGCCACCCAGGGCCUAGGGAGACCAGUCUUCCUCAGAGAUGUCUGCCUAAACCAGCAUGAUGCUUCAGAGAGCCCCACUCUGCCUCCUCUUCCUGGUGUGGACUCAGAUGGGUCAGUCACUGGGCGGCAGAGGUGGGGUGGGGCUCCCAGCAUCCCAGUUUGGAAAAAAGAGGAGUUUGCAGCCAGCAGCCUGUAAACUGGAAACACUGGUCUCAGCCAGCCUCCUCAGGGCGCCCUGGUUUUCUCCCCAAAGAGAUGAGCAGAGCCGACGCCAGCAACGGGAUGAACAGGCCCCUGGAAGGGCUGGUGUACAUGAACUUCACGCUCAGAAGAGAAGUUAGGUCUUCCAGGCAAUUGCAAUGUUAUGGCGUCUGACUUGUAUGUCACGUCUGUGUAAAACGGUAUAUUCUUUAAAAAUAGUGUUGAUAACUGGAAUAUUGUAUGUAUGCUUGGCGAUGCUUUGUGUGAACCUAAGACUGUCACUCAACAGAUGUUGGAUUGGGGAAAAUCCAAAGCACAACUUCGAAAUAAAAUACGUUUUUAGGUUUCGA
Vicugna pacos (alpaca) is the source of this 6873-nucleotide messenger RNA. RefSeq names its product SLIT-ROBO Rho GTPase activating protein 2 (gene SRGAP2). The record is from RefSeq and is a predicted model, not a curated record. Gene Ontology annotation, biological process: signal transduction. Lineage: Eukaryota; Metazoa; Chordata; Mammalia; Artiodactyla; Camelidae. Gene Ontology annotation, molecular function: protein binding.